AUGGAAGUCGGCUCGAGAUUUGACAGCUUCUCGGAAUUUGAACGGGCAUUUCGCGAGUUUCAGGUACGAAACAAUGCUCUCUUCGUCACCAAAGCUUCCAAAAAGAUCGAAGUAGUAAACGCGCGCCUGUCUAGCGGUCUGAAACGACUGGACCCCAAGCUUAAGUUCGCGAAUGCCACGUACGUGUGCAAGCAUGGAGGGGAGCUACGGUGCACGGGGACAGGCAUACGACCUCGGCAAAGGACGAUGAAGCAGAACUGCCCUGCGACAGUCGUCAUUGCCGCACGUCGCGAGGCCCAGCAGCUCGAAGUGAUAAAAGUCGACUGCAAUCACUGCCAUGAACUAAGCAACGAGCUCUUUCAGUCGUACCCAGAGAACCGCCGUCUAACAGACGAAGAAAAGAACUACGCGCUGCCGCUCAUGGAGCUCAAUGUGUUGCCAAGCGUGAUUGCGGGGAAGCUGAAUGAGAAGACAGGGAAAACAGUGCUGCCGAAGGACUUGCACAAUGUGCGGGCAAGCGUUCAAGGUACCGACGAAGCCAAGCAACUUGUCGAAGAAAUUGAGAAUUGCCGUAGCAAGCAUAAUGCAAAGGUUGUGCUUGUGACGGAUGAAAAUAAGGAGCUUCAGCUUAUGUUCAUCCAGACCCCUCUCAUGCAGCAUGCGUUCCAGUCAUUUCCAGAGGUGCUUUUGCUGGAUGCGACAUACAAGACCAACAAGCUAAAGAUGCCACUAUUUGUGUUCCUCGUACAGGAUGGAUGUGGCAACAGUCAAGUUGUUGCAUACGCAUUUGUUGCUUCGGAGCAAUAUCAUAAUGUGUCAGCGGUGCUCGAUAUCUUUGUAAGGGAGAACUCAAGCACUGAGCAAACAAAGGUGGUUGUGGUUGACAAAGACUUUACAGCCAUCAGUGCAAUCCGGAGUGCGUUUUCCAGCAAGCCAGCAAUACAGCUUUGUCAAUUUCAUGUUGUCAAGGCUUUUCAAACUGCAGCAAAUCAGCUUGCAAAAUCAGCCGAUGAACGCAAAAGCAUUAUAAGAAGCUUCAAGGAAAUGCUUCACGCCCCAACAACUGCUCAGUUUGAAGAGGCGAGGAUGGAGUUUGAGAGGUACGCAAACAAAGAAGCACUUGAGUACUACAAGAAGAACUGGGACAAUAUACGCGAGAUGUGGGUUCGUCACCUAUGUGACCAGGAGUUCACAUCAGGAAAUAACACUACAAAUCGGGUCGAAGCACACAAUGGCGUCAUUAAAACAGUCCUGUCAUCAUCUACCAAGCUUAGUGAAGCUCUCAGCAAGCUGGUAAACCUUGCAGCUGCCACACAGCAAAAGACAUUCCAUACAGCCACUCUUUUGAAGACAUGUCAGUUUUACUCAUACAAAAUUUCAGAGGUCGAAAAGCAAUGCGCACAAGUACUUACUCCGUAUGCAUGUGCUCUUGUCAGCAAAGAGUUGUCAAAAAUGCGGGACACUAACCCGGAGGUAAAGGAGGUGUCACCAGCAAAGUACCAUGUUGCAUCUGCAAGUGGUGACACUUCACAUGAAGUUUGUUUGAAAAAUCAAACAUGCAGUUGUACCACCUUUUCAAAGAUGGCUCUAUUUUGCCGGCAUUUUCUAGCCGUUUGUACGAAGUUGAGUGUUCAGCCUGACAUUGAAAAAGCUGUACAUAAGCGAUGGUUUAAAUCAUAUCAAACAAAUUUUGUUCAUUGUGCCCAGACUAGUAAUCAAGACAGCCAUGCUUCUGAAAGUCUUGAAGUUUUGUCGAUACCUGGACCAUGUUUCAAAAAAAUGAAUCGAAACCAGCGUUUCAACUUCGCUAUGCAGACGUUAAAAGCCGUUGCCGACACUCUUGCAGACUGCCAUCCUGAAGUAUUUGCAAGUCGGCUCAAAGUCCUUGAAGACGUGAACAAGGCUUGGCUGCAGGGCAAUGAUGUCACUGUGGGCUCUCCAGAAGCCAGUGCGUGCAGUGGUAGCUCUAGUAAGAACUCGCGGCGAAUGACACACAGUGGUGCAUCAUCAGACAGCACAGACAAGCUUCCUCGAACAAGUUCCCUGCAUGAAGAAAGGGCUCAUGAAAAGGAUGCUUGUGGAGAGCAGCAAGAGGAAAUGCUGAAAAACCGGCACGAUAUGCUGGAGGAAGAAGAUGGUUGCACAAAAAGAAUUCGUGAAGAGGAUUCUUGUGGCGAGCAGCUAGAGGAAAUGCCAGAAAACCAGGAAGAUGCACAGCAGGACGACAAAGAUGGGUGCCUAUUUAAGCUUCCUGUAGUCAAGAGCAGAGGACGUCCAGCGAAAAGGCUUUGUCAACGGAAGCUGAAAAGGGAUAGGAAGGAACACCAGCCAGUGCCUUUUAAAGAGUUGUCCCCAAGGUCACAAGAGCAGUUGCUUUUGACUGGUAUUGCCGGCCAGGAUGCUACAAGACGGGUGCUUGAAAAAGGCUGCCGUUUAGAUGAAAGCGAGGUUGAAGUUCGCCCUGAGCUGUUGCCCAGUGCCCUCCUUGACUGCAACGUGUGCCUGCCUAAGAUCAAAAAGUUUUUCACUCCGGAUGCAUGGCUUUCACUAAUGUCAUCAAUUGCAACAAAGAAGCAGGAAGAGCUAUGGCUCUGUGGCCAGUGCAAGAGAAAAGACGAUGGAGAAAUCAAAAUGAUUUCUUGCGACCGUUGCCUGGAAUGGUUUCACUGGCCUUGCGUCCAAGUCAAGAAGCAGGACAUAGGAAGACUCUGGUUUUGCCCAGGCUGCUCACUGUCAGUGUAAAGACAGCAUUUCAUUUAAAUAAAGGAGUGUUUGACCUGUCA
This is a messenger RNA of Dermacentor andersoni, 2783 nucleotides long. NCBI's taxonomy places the organism in Eukaryota, Metazoa, Arthropoda, Arachnida, Ixodida, Ixodidae. The record is from RefSeq and is a predicted model, not a curated record.